UCUUUAUCUAUACCCUUGCCUAUGAUCAUUUAUUUUUAUCAAAUCCACUUUGGCAACCCAACAAACCAGGUUCUCAUAGAUCCAGCCAUUUUCAACCAGUAUAUUGAGAUGAACCGCUCCAAGCCAGCCCAGAACAAGCGACACGGGGGAACUAACUCACGCAGUGAAAAUCACAACUCCGGGGCUCUUUAUUCUGCUGCGUCGUUGCCUGUUAGACCCAUUAUGGGAAACUUUUCCACCAUUGGCGUAUCGAGUACGGGAAGUCUUGCGGUUGGAGUUAGCGCCGAACGGUCGGCAGGAGCAAUGGUAUCGCCGAGUUCUCGAAAUGUCAGUCCGUCAUCCCACCAGAUCAACAUGAACUCUAGCAAUCUAGCUGGUCUGGAAGAGCUCAAGGAAGAGUCACUGCUUUCGAGGAGAGGAAAGGCUCCUGCCUCUCUAACCGAGACGAAAGCCGGCAUUCAGCAUUUUGCAAGGCCAGCGGAUAACUUGAAGGAGGAAAGAUCCGAUUUAUGUAAAGGUAAUGAAUGGAAAUUCGCCCUUUUUUCUCCAUAA
Molecule: messenger RNA, 552 nt
Organism: Protopolystoma xenopodis
Lineage: Eukaryota; Metazoa; Platyhelminthes; Monogenea; Polystomatidea; Polystomatidae
Source: the annotation of a GenBank genome assembly